This is a messenger RNA of Mya arenaria, 1288 nucleotides long. RefSeq lists its product as uncharacterized. The record is from RefSeq and is a predicted model, not a curated record. Bases 87 to 1139 code for a protein of 350 amino acids. The transcript has 8 exons. Lineage: Eukaryota; Metazoa; Mollusca; Bivalvia; Myida; Myidae.
AACAGGAACAAGUAAGGUUUGAGAUUACAUGGAAAUAUAGGGCUAGGUUAGGAUUUAAGUGUACAUUUUAAAUAAGAAUUUUCGAGAUGAUUUUUAAACUGUGCACCAUCACAGUUUUUAUGGGCAUUUGUUUGCUCGUUUCAAAUGCAGGAAAGUCACCGAACAGCGCCAAAUCGGGUGAUCGAAAGUUCUGUACCCUGAAAUCAUUGGAAACUCAAAACACAGACGGUAGAUCAUCCGAACUUUUAAUAGACUGUACAGACAACGACACUGUCUGUCAGAGAUACUGUAGGAAGUAUGACAAGGAAUCAAGUGUUGCAUUAUACUGUACAACACACGACAGUGGAUGGAGUCCAGCGCCUAAGCCAACUCCAACUGAUGAAGUAACUCCUUCGAAACAGAAGAAGGCAUAUGACUGUCCAGUACAGGUCUGUCCGCGCAAGGAUUGUGAGACCCUCCGUGAAAUCUCGGGUGUGAGUGUCGGGGCGGCCGUGGGGAUCCUCGUACUCGGGCUGUUCGUUGGAGCCAUGGCGACCGCCGCUCUCUGCGUCUGCUGUCCCUCCGCCCAUGCGAAAGCAUCAGCCGUAAGGUCAGGCAAGAAGAAAACAUGCCGCGGGAAUCUGGAAGAUGAGGAAAUCUCGAAUGCUAAUGAGCAGAAAUCUCGACACUUGCCAGUGGCGCCGCUCCCUUCCCUACCUGCUGACAUUCGGUCUAGAGCCACAACAGCGCAAAAUGCCAACGGUGGUCGAGCUGACUCCCAACACAUAUACAGCGAGUCGAUGGAUUUACCAGUCGACGACCACUCCAACACCAAAUCGUCACUUGCUCCAGUGACGUCACCGAGAUACGGAUACAAGAAGUUCGUCAAUGACGUAACACCGGGCACGAGCUCUUCGACAGUUGCAGAAAGCGCCUACCAGCCACUGAACACCGACAGAGGACAUAGUGCGGAAUACAAUCAGAUCUCCGCUGUUAGGGAUGACGGCGAUUUACGGAGCCAGGAGCACAGCGAUCCCGGUGGAGCUCACCAUGAUUUUGUGCUUAAAAAGAAGGACGCUGAAAUGGACUGUACUGAAACGGGUCAUCCUGAUAAUGACACCAGUGUUCCACAUGACAGUUUUGUGCUGGAGAAAAAAUGAUGCGCCAAUAUUGCAAUGGUUCAAUUUGUGAAAUCUUGCAACAAUUAUUUAAUUAUCCAUUAAAUGUAUUCCCUUAUAGAAAAGAAGUGUUGAAUAAAUCGUUUGAAAUGAUGACCUUAAGGAGUUAACAACAAUGAUUAAAAGGACGA